AUGAAGGUCAUGCUUUUGGCGGCUGAUGCCCGCUCUCGGUACGACAAGAUUGGCAUUUGGCCACUCGUUGUAACAGUGACCGCGCUGCGCACAAGCAAGAAUCGUUCGAAAGGCGUCCUCGAGCUGAAGCCCCAGAACCGAGGCAAAGAAGCCAAAAUCCAAGGCAUUCAAGUGGGGACUAUUGGGAGGCUGCUGCGCAACGAAAAACCAUCCAUCCAUCGAAACGUCCUCAAAGCCGCGUUAGGAAACUUUGCCUUGAUCGACGUCACAAUUGUCACAGCCGGUCGAUUUAGCGAGUUCCUUGACGCCGGUGUGCACCUUUCGGUGAUCCUGGAAGGCAAUGAAUCUUUUUUCGUCUUGAUGUACGACGUCCCACGUGUCGCAAAAUGCGGUUUCUUGGAGGCUGUUGCCGUCACCGCCGCCAAAGGCUUCAUCUUCAUCGUCAUCGCGCUGUUCGUCGCCGUUGACGACUUUCCAUAG
This is a messenger RNA of Aphanomyces astaci, 480 nucleotides long. RefSeq lists its product as hypothetical. Lineage: Eukaryota; Oomycota; Saprolegniomycetes; Saprolegniales; Verrucalvaceae. The record is from RefSeq and is a predicted model, not a curated record. Bases 1 to 480 code for a protein of 159 amino acids. The transcript is spliced from 6 exons.